This is a messenger RNA of Phragmites australis (common reed), 2248 nucleotides long. RefSeq names its product serine/threonine protein phosphatase 2A 57 kDa regulatory subunit B' kappa isoform-like. The record is from RefSeq and is a predicted model, not a curated record. The coding region runs from base 457 to 1923 and encodes 488 amino acids. The transcript is spliced from 2 exons. Gene Ontology annotation, cellular component: protein phosphatase type 2A complex. Gene Ontology annotation, molecular function: protein phosphatase regulator activity. Lineage: Eukaryota; Viridiplantae; Streptophyta; Magnoliopsida; Poales; Poaceae. Gene Ontology annotation, biological process: signal transduction.
CUCCUACAGUGGCUGCCACCUCCACAAAACGGCAAAAAUUUUCCCACCUCUCCACCCGUUUCCCCUCCCGAAAUCCCAACCCAUGGCCGCCCCACGCGCCCGGAUCUGGCCCUGAGUCUCUCCCCUCAUUGCCGGAUCCUUGCCCUGCCCGGUUUCUUGGGGGCGGCGUGUCAUUUCCUCUAGUUUCGGUGCGUUCUUGUGGGUGGCUUCUUGAUCCGGCGCAUUUGCAGCGUGGAUUCGUUGCGGAGCGAGUGAUUUAUCCGUUCCUGAGGUUGCAGCGUGCCUCCCGACCUCUUGUCGUUGUUGCAGGAGAAUCGGCCGCUGGUCGCCGUCGCAAGUGCGGUUUUUUACGGCCCGGGAUUCGCGCCGCCGUGUUCCUGGGAGGCUGGGAUUGUCGCAAUGGUUGUUUAAUCGGAGCGAUUUGAUGUGGUGUUGGUGCCACCGGAUCUCGCCGCCAUGUGGAAGCAAUUUAUCGGCAAGCUGUCGUGGAAGUCGAUGAAGUCCAGCUCUGGCGGCAGCGGAGGGGGCUCGCCGCCGUCGAAGCCGCCUCCGGUGUCUCCCCGAGAGAAUGGAGCCGCGGGGAAGCCGAACGUCUCGCCGCUGCCUCCCGCAGGGGGCGCUGGAGCCGAGGUGAGGUCCAGGGAGGAGGCCUUCGUGCAGAAGGUUAACAUUUGCUGCGUGGUGUUCGACUUCUCCGACCGGGGCAAGGACUCGCCAGAGAAGGAGAGGAAGCGACAGAUGCUCAUGUCUCUGGUCGACUGCAUUGGCGCCGCCGAGGAGCCCCUCUCGGAGACGAUGAUCUCGGCGUGCGUGCGCAUGUUUGCUGUCAACCUUUUCAGGGUCUUCCCGCCCAAAGUCCGGUCGGGCACCGCGGCUUCGGAGACUGAGGAGGACGAUCCAUUCUUUGAUCCAUCCUGGUACCACCUGCAAGUCGUAUAUGAGUUUCUCCUUAGGUUUGUGACAUCGCCGCUUGUCGAUGCCAAGGUAGCCAGGAAGUAUGUGGAUAGUUCUUUUGUCUCGAGGCUGCUCGAUCUGUUUGAUUCUGAUGACCCGAGAGAGAGGGACUGCUUGAAGACUAUAUUGCAUAGGAUAUAUGGCAAGUUCAUGGGAAACCGCCCAUUCAUCCGUAAGGCCGUGAGCAAUAUCUUCUAUAGAUUUGUGUUUGAGAUGGAUCAUCAUAACGGGAUUGCCGAGCUGUUGGAGGUCUUUGGCAGUGUAAUAAGUGGGUUUGCGAAGCCAUUGAAGGAGGAACACAAGUUGUUCCUAUGGAAAGCAUUGAUUCCACUUCAUAAGCCAAAAACGGUGGGAGUGUAUCUGCCGCAACUGACAUAUUGCAUUACCCGAUUUAUUGAGAAGGAACCAAAGCUUGCGGGGACUGUGAUCAGAGGCCUGUUGAAGUAUUGGCCAGUUACAAACACUCAAAAGGAAAUGAUGUUCUUAGGGGAGUUAGAGGAGGUGCUGGAGUUGACUGACAUGGCUGAAUUUCAGAAGUGCAUGGUUCCCUUAUUCCGGAGGAUUGCAAAUUGCCUGAAUAGCUCUCAUUUUCAGGUUGCUGAGAGAGCCUUAUUCCUAUGGAACAACGAGCACUUGUUUGAUAUGAUCUCCCAAUAUCGUCAAGUGAUCCUACCUCUUAUAUAUCCAGCUCUGGAGAGGAACACCCGUUGGCACUGGAACCAAUCGGUACUCAACGUCACGAUGAACGUGAGGAAAAUGUUCCUCGACAUGGAUGAGAGAUUGCUCCUGGCCUGUCAGAAAAAUUUCCAAGAGGAAGAGGAGAAGCGAGCUGCGACCGAGGAGCGUCGAAGGCUUAUGUGGGAGCAGCUGGAGCGGAGUGCCACCCGUGGGUACCAACCAGUGAUUGCCGAGUCGAUUUUUCCGGCGCCCCCUUCAUCAGCUCGUCUGGUAGCCCCCACUGUGACAUGACAUGGGAACCAAUUACACACUCCGUUUCACCUGUUGCUAGCUAGCUAGAUGAAGUUGCUUGCUUCUCUGGGGACACACAAGGCAUUUUGUUACCUUUGUAAGCCCCCUCGGGUCAAAGUCUGUAAUUAAUAGCUGAUGGUCUGAGGACAAGGGACAUUUGAUUUUGCAUGGCGUAUUCUUGCAAUGGGCAUGCAUUUCUUGCCCAAAUCUUGUCUGAUUGUACCAGAGUGCUCUGUGUAGUCUGGACAGUAUCAAUUGCAUGAGAGAAUGCCAAGUUUGCGACCUUUUUUGUGGGCAAAAACUUGUGUUUAUCACUGAAAGCGCC